Suncus etruscus (white-toothed pygmy shrew) is the source of this 4223-nucleotide messenger RNA. It is a transcript of the gene NCAN, whose product is annotated as neurocan. Gene Ontology annotation, biological process: cell adhesion. The record is from RefSeq and is a predicted model, not a curated record. The transcript has 15 exons. Gene Ontology annotation, molecular function: calcium ion binding; hyaluronic acid binding. The coding region runs from base 40 to 4062 and encodes 1340 amino acids. NCBI's taxonomy places the organism in Eukaryota, Metazoa, Chordata, Mammalia, Eulipotyphla, Soricidae.
GGCUGCAGCCGGGUCCGCGCGGGCCGAGCCGUGUCCUUUAUGCACCGCGAUGCGUCCGAGCUAAGAGCCAGGCCCAGGAUGGGGGGCACUCGGGGGUGGGCCUCUGGCCUGCUCAUGCUCCAGGCGCUGCUCUUAGUCACGGCGGAAACCGGCACCCAGAGCAGCAGCACAGACAAGGGCCUUCACCUGCAGAAGCUGGGCCCAGGGCCGGUGCGGGCCGCGCUGGCCGAGCUUGUGGCCCUGCCCUGCCUCUUUGCGGUGCAGCCGAGGCCCGACGGCGGCCGGGAGGCGCCUCGGAUCAAGUGGACCAAGGUGCGGGGGGCGUCGGGCCAGCGGCAGGACACCCCCAUCCUGGUGGCCAAGGACCAUGUGGUGCGCGUGGCCAAGGGCUGGCAGGGCCGCGUGUCGCUGCCCGCCUACCCCCGGCACCGGGCCAACGCCACGCUGCUGCUGGGGCCGCUGCGAGCCAGCGACUCGGGCCUCUACCGCUGCCAGGUGGUGCGGGGCCUGGACGACGAGCAGGACCUGGUGCCCCUGGAGGUGACAGGUGUCGUGUUUCACUAUCGGGCAGCGCAGGACCGCUAUGCUCUGACGUUCCCCGAGGCCUGGGAGGCCUGUCGUCUGAGCUCAGCCACCAUUGCAGCCCCACGUCACCUGCAGGCAGCCUUUGAGGACGGGCUGGACAACUGUGAUGCAGGCUGGCUCUCAGACCGCACUGUCCGAUACCCCAUCACACAGUCGAGACCCGGUUGCUAUGGCGACCGCAGCAGCCUCCCCGGGGUGCGCAGCUAUGGCAGGCGGGACCCUCACGAGCUCUAUGAUGUAUAUUGCUUUGCCCGGGAAUUGGGGGGUGAGGUCUUCUACGUGGGCCACGCUCACCGCCUGACCCUGGCCGGCGCGCGUGCCCAGUGCCGUCGCCAGGGGGCCACGCUGGCCUCGGUGGGGCAGCUGCACCUGGCCUGGCAUGAGGGCCUGGACCAGUGCGACCCGGGCUGGCUGGCGGAUGGCAGCGUGCGCUACCCGAUCCAGACCCCGCGCCGGCGCUGCGGAGGCCCAACCCCGGGCGUGCGCACCGUGUAUCGCUUCGCCAACCGCACGGGCUUCCCCUCGCCAGAAGCCCGCUUUGACGCUUACUGCUUCCGAGCACAUCACCCAGCACCACCACACGGAGACCCAGAGCCCCCCUCGUCUGGGGAUGAGGGGGAGAUGCUGUCUGCAGAAGGACCCUCAGCUCGAGAACUGGAGCCCAGCUUGACUCCAGUGGAGGAGGAGGAAGAAGAGGAAGAGGAAGGGGAAGAAGAGGAGGAGGAGGAGGAGGAAGAAGAGGAGGAGGUCACCCCUGACUUCCAGGAGCCUCUGGUGUCCAGUGGGGAGGAUCCUGUGAGGGUCCCUGAGAAUCAGGAGCCUCUCAGCACCCCCCAGCCCACACGUGGGGUCCCCACACUGACCUCCAGCCCUGCCCAGGAGGCCCCGGGCUUGUGGCCAAGCACUGUGGCCCCAGAGCCCAACAGUGUGGAGGCGGCAGAAGGCCUGGAGGCCACGCAGACCCCGGCCAGCCCCCCACCCAGGAAGAGGGGCCGCUUCCAGGGACUAAAUGGACGUCACUUUCAGUACCAAGACCCCCAUGAGGGGCAGGAGGGGGCGCAGGACGCUCCGGCCCCUGAGGCUGCUGGGAACCACGUGGAGCCCCCUCGGGCCACCGGAGCAACGUCCCAGGGUGGCCGGAGCAAAGGGCCCUGGGCUGUGCUGACCAACGAAGUGGAGGAGCCUGGUACAGGACCCGCAGGCGGCAGGAGCAUCCCUGAGCCCUGGCUCUGGCCCCCCACUGAAACUGCACCCAGCACCCAGGACCCCAGCAGGGUCCCCAACCUGGAUUCAGGGACCACCCAGGGCCCUAGUGAUCUGGCCACCCCUGGGCCUCCAUGGACCCCUUCGAUGGCUUCCACACCUGCUCCCAGUCCCUCAGACAGCCCCAGCCCUGCCCCUGAGGCAGCUCCUUCCCCAGACAUCCCGGUGGUGGCCAUGCUUCGUGCCCCCAAACUCUGGCCUCUUUCACGUCUUCCGUCCAUUACCACCGAGAUGCCGGGGGCAGAGGAACAGAGUGUGGCCUCCCCGGAAGCUCCAACAGCACCCCCUGCCUUGGACCCUGGGACUUCAGGCAGCCUUUCCCCGCAGCCCAACUCCAGCUCUGCAGAGGCGGUCAGUGGGAACACCACCCUGAUACCCCAUAGCACCCCCAGAGUUCCGGGGUCCCCCACACUCUUUUGGGCGGAUACAGAGACUCCAUCUGGGGCCAGUAUUAGCCCCCCAGAAGUGGACUCGGGGCAGGAGGAGGGACCCAGCCUCCCAGAUUCUCAGACUGUGCCGGAGCCGGUCUCCAGACAGGGUCAAGGGGUCACCAAGUCCCCAGGGUCCCCCAGCACUUCUGAACUUGUGCACCCCACGUCUCCAGUUCCCAUGAACAAGCACCCUUUACUGCCAGGCCUCAGCCUGCAGGACCUCCUGCACCCCAACUCGACCCCCUCGGACAGCCCUGGAAGGUCCUUGGUGCCUGGGGCCACCCCGCCUUUAGGGUCUUGGACCAUAGUUGCAGAGCCUACAAUGGGUGACAGUGAUGAGUUGGCGUCCCCCGGGGCUGCCAGCAGCUCUGAGCCCACCCAGUUUGUCCUGGGGGUCACAGACCCACCCACCAGCUCAUCCACCUGGUCCCUGGCCCCAAGUGAAACAGCUGGGGUUCCGACCACACCUGCACCUGCUGUCUCGAGUUCCCAAGUGCCUCUGGAGUCCGAGAGCCCCAGACCACAACCCCCAGAGGCAGAGGAGAUAGCAGAGGCUGUGGCCCCUCUGCCUGAAGGCAGCCCUGCCGGGGUGCCAGACCUCCUCCCUCUGGGGACCCCAAGUACAGCCAGCCUGGAGGAGUCCACGUUGACCUUCUCAGGGGACUCCCCCAGCACCCUGCCACCCGCCUCCCUGAGUCCUGGAGAUGGGGAGCUGGAGGUGCUGGCUGGGAGCCCUGGUUUGGAGGGCUUCUGGGAGGAGGCGGCCAGUGGUGAAGAGCCAGCCCUGCCGGGGACCCCCGCGAACAUCAGCCUUGAGGAGGCAGCACCCCCGGACCCGUGCGAGACCAGCCCCUGUCUGCACGGGGGCACUUGCGGUGCCAACGGGACCGUGUUCGGCUGCAGCUGCGUGCCCGGCUUCUCCGGGGAGAACUGCGAGAUCGACGUGGACGACUGCCUGUCCAGCCCCUGCGAGAAUGGUGGCACCUGCAUCGACGAGGUCAACGCCUUCACCUGCCUCUGCCUCCCCAGCUACGGGGGCAGCUUGUGCGAGAAAGACACCGAGGGCUGUGACCACGGCUGGCACAAGUUCCAAGGCCACUGCUACCGCUACUUCGCCCACCGGCGGGCGUGGGAGGACGCCGAGAGGGACUGUCGGCGCCGGGCCGGACACCUGGCCAGCGUCCACUCGGAGGAGGAGCACAGCUUCAUUAACAGCUUUGGUCGCGAGAACACUUGGAUCGGCCUCAACGACCGGAUCGUGGAGAGGGACUUCCAGUGGACAGACAACACGGCGCUGCAAUAUGAGAACUGGAGGGAGAGACAACCGGACAACUUCUUUGCGGGUGGGGAGGACUGUGUCGUUAUGGUAGCCCACGAGAGCGGCCGCUGGAAUGACGUGCCCUGCAACUACAAACUGCCUUAUGUAUGCGAGAAGGGCACAGUGCUGUGCGGGCCGCCCCCCGCCGUGGAGAACGCGUCCCCCGUGGGCGCGCGCAGGACCCAGUACCCGGUGCAGGCGGCCGUGCGCUACCGCUGCCGCCCGGGCUUCGUGCAGCGCCACGCGGCCGUGAUCCGCUGCCGCAGCGACGGCCGCUGGGACCCGCCCCAGAUCGUGUGCAGCCGGCCCAGACGGUCCCAUCGGAUGCGGCGUCACCACCACGGCCGCCACCCGCACCGCCACCCGCAUCGCCACCGCCAGCCCCGGACAGAGCGGAAGAAGCGCCGAGGGCGCCAGGCCGACGCCUCCUCCGAAUGGGAAACUGAGGCAGGCAACUUCUGCUGAGCCGGAGGAAGCGCCAGUCCGGGUCCCGAAGCAAGCACAAGGCCUCCCUCCUACGCGUGUUCUGGAACUUUCUUCCCCAGGGCACCCGGGACCCCGGAGAGCAAGCUGAGGCCCCGUUCCCACUUGGCAAACCUUUGUACAAAACUCCCCAAUUUUCCUUC